Gaeumannomyces tritici R3-111a-1 is the source of this 718-nucleotide messenger RNA. RefSeq lists its product as hypothetical. The coding region runs from base 75 to 416 and encodes 113 amino acids. Lineage: Eukaryota; Fungi; Ascomycota; Sordariomycetes; Magnaporthales; Magnaporthaceae. The record is from RefSeq and is a predicted model, not a curated record. Gene Ontology annotation, molecular function: structural constituent of ribosome. Gene Ontology annotation, biological process: translation. The transcript has 3 exons. Gene Ontology annotation, cellular component: mitochondrial small ribosomal subunit; ribosome.
CAUCGAGGGGAAGUCCAUUCUGGAGACCAGCGCGAUUCCGUUGAUCGACCAACGACAGCUAAACCACCGCCAAGAUGUCCAUGUUCCGAUCGAAAAAACUCGACCUGGGCUGCACGAUCAAAACCAGGGUGGUGCGAGACCACACCAAGCGCAAGAUCUUUGAGCAGUUCGAGCCGGAGAGGCAAGCGCUGCGAUAUAUCAUCCGCAACACGACGCUCCCGCCGCGCAUGCGGGCCGAGGCGCAGCUCCAGCUCACCCAGAUGCACGCGUACACGAGGCCGACGCAGAUCCGGAACAGGUGUAUACUUGGCGGCAAGACGAGGGGUGUGUUGAGGGACUUCAAGCUCACGAGGUUCAACUUCAGGUUACAAGCCCUCGCGGGGCAUAUUCCAGGUGUCAAGAAGGCCAGCUGGUAGAGGGGGGAAUCAUUGGUGCUGUGGUGAUAUCCAGAAAGAAAAUGCUGGGAUAGCUCCAGGAUGGGGACUUGGGUCUUGGGCACUGAAAAGCUGUCCAGCGGCAGGCAGCAGAUUGCCGUUUGAAGCGAGUGCAAACGGCUCUCGCUCCGCAGGUGACUCGAACCAGCGGAUCAAGUGUGGCUGUGGGUACAUAUCCCGGGGAUACCUUAUUUCUGCAGUCUCCUAUUCCUCAUAUAUACCAUGUACGAACUUGUUGUAGAAGACAUAGGCGCAUAGGAAUCUGCGUUGUUCUUGAGUCUGCA